Molecule: messenger RNA, 3893 nt
Organism: Musa acuminata subsp. malaccensis (wild Malaysian banana)
Lineage: Eukaryota; Viridiplantae; Streptophyta; Magnoliopsida; Zingiberales; Musaceae
Biological process (GO): protein import into nucleus
Cellular component (GO): nucleus; cytoplasm
Molecular function (GO): nuclear import signal receptor activity; protein binding
Source: RefSeq, a predicted model, not a curated record
UCUCCAAAACCCUAACCAUAAAAGGGGUCGACAAACCCCCAAAUCCACGAGCCAGAGAGAGCGAGAGUGCGAGCGAGUGCCCGCCCGACUUCCCCGAUCUCUCUCGACUCCAAAACAUCAUCUUUCUUCUUCUCCGCCUUCGUCUUCUUCCACCGGUACAAGCAUGGAUCAACAGCAGCAGAUUGCCGCAAUUCUCGGGGCGGCGGAAUCGGGGCCCUUCGAGUCGCUCAUAGGCCAGUUGAUGUCGGCCUCCAACGAGCAGCGCACCCACGCGGAGUCCCUCUUCAACCUCUGCCGCGACCACCACCCCGACGCCCUCGCCCUCAAGCUUGUCUCCGUCCUCCACUCCUCCCCCUCCCCCGACCUCCGAGCCAUGUCCGCUGUCCUCCUCCGCAAGCUCCUCACCCACCGCGGCAGCGGCGACGCCGACUCCCCCCUCUGGCCCCGUCUCUCCCCAUCCUCCCACUCCUCCCUCAAGUCCCACCUCCUCUCCGUCCUCCACCGCGAGCCCGACCGCUCCAUCGCCAAGAAGGUCGCCGACACCAUCUCCGCCCUCGCCGUCUUUCUCCUCCCCGAUGCCGACUGGCCCGACCUGCUCCCCUUCCUCUUUCACGCCGUGUCCUCCCCCGAGUCCACCACCCGCCUCCAGGAGUCUGCCCUUCUCGUCUUCGCCCAGAUCGCCUACGUCCUCGCCGACGAUGCCUCGUUCAUCGGCCCCCACCUCCCCACCCUCCACUCUCUCCUUCUUGCCGCCUUAUCCCACCCUUCGUCCCCCGAUGUCCGUGUUGCCGCCCUCUCUGCAGCUGUCAACCUCGUUACCUCCCUCGAGUCUGCCGCCGAUCGCAACCGUCUCGCGGAUCUCCUACCCGCCAUGAUGCGCACGCUCACCGAGUCCCUCAACUCCGGGCAGGAGGCCGCCGCUCAGGAAGCCCUUGAGCUCCUUGUGGAGCUUGCCGGAGCCGAGCCACGGUUCCUCCGCCGCCAGCUUGCUGAUGUCGUUGGUGCCAUGCUGCAGAUCGCUGAGGCCGAUGGGCUUGAGGAAGGCACGCGCCACCUGGCGAUUGAAUUUGUUAUCACCCUUGCGGAGGCCAGGGAGCGUGCUCCCGGGAUGAUGCGGAAGCUCCCCCAGUUCGUCAGCAGGCUCUUUGCUGUGCUCAUGAAGAUGCUGCUAGAUAUUGAGGAUGAACCUGCCUGGCACACUGCCGAGGUUCAGGAUGAGGAUGCAGGGGAGACUAGUAACUAUGGCAUGGCCCAGGAGUGCCUCGACCGUCUUGCCAUUGCUGUUGGUGGAAACACAAUUGUUCCAGUUGCAUCUGAGCUGCUACCAGCCUACCUGGCCGCUCCUGAGUGGCAGAAACACCAUGCAGCUCUCAUCACUCUUGCUCAGAUCGCUGAAGGCUGCUCAAAAGUGAUGUUAAAAAACCUGGAGCAGGUGGUGACUAUGGUCCUAAGCUCAUUUCAAGAUCCCCAUCCUCGAGUUCGCUGGGCGGCAAUUAAUGCUGUUGGACAGUUGUCAACGGAUUUGGGGCCGGAUUUGCAAGUUCAGUAUCACCAGAGUGUGCUCCCAGCAUUGGCAUCAGCAAUGGAUGAUUUCCAGAAUCCCCGUGUGCAGGCACAUGCAGCUUCGGCAGUUUUGAAUUUCUGCGAGAACUGCACUCCUGAUAUCUUGACACCUUACCUAGAUGGGAUUGUUGGCAAGUUACUUGUGUUGUUGCAGAAUGGGAAGCAGAUGGUUCAAGAAGGAGCUUUAACAGCUUUGGCUUCGGUGGCAGAUUCAUCACAAGAACAUUUCCAGAAGUAUUAUGAUGCUGUUAUGCCAUAUCUCAAGGUUAUUUUAAUGAAUGCUACUAACAAGUCAAAUCGGAUGCUUCGUGCGAAAUCGAUGGAGUGCAUAAGUUUGGUUGGAAUGGCAGUGGGCAAGGAUAAGUUCAGGGAUGAUGCUAAACAGGUUAUGGAGGUUCUUAUGGCAUUACAAGGAUCACAGAUGGAGACAGAUGACCCUACUAUAAGCUACAUGCUUCAGGCCUGGGCCAGGUUAUGCAAGUGCUUAGGACAGGAUUUUCUGCCAUACAUGAGUGUUGUUAUGCCUCCAUUGCUUCAGUCUGCUCAGCUGAAACCAGAUGUGACUAUUACUUCAGCAGAUUCUGAUGAUGAUAUAGAAGAUUCAGAUGAUGAAAGUGUUGAAACCAUCACUCUUGGAGAUAAAAGGAUAGGUAUUCGGACUAGUGUCUUGGAGGAGAAAGCCACAGCCUGUAACAUGCUUUGUUGCUAUGCUGAUGAGCUAAAGGAAGGCUUUUAUCCAUGGAUCGAUCAGGUGGCUCCUACAUUGGUACCUCUUCUUAAAUUUUAUUUCCAUGAAGAAGUGAGGAAGGCUGCUGUUGCAGCCAUGCCGGAACUACUUCGAUCGGCAAAACUAGCAGUUGAAAAGGGGCAAGCUCAAGGCCGUGAUGAAUCAUAUGUUAAGCAGUUAGCAGAUUAUAUAAUUCCUGCUCUAGUUGAAGCAUUGCAAAAGGAACCAGAAACAGAAAUCUGUGCAAGCAUGCUGGAUUCACUUAAUGAGUGCAUGCAGCUUGCUGGGUUGCUUCUUAGUGAAAACCAGGUCAGAAGCAUAGUUGACCAAAUAAAACAUGUGAUAACAGCUAGUGCGGCUAGGAAAAAGGAAAGGGCAGAACGAACAAAGGCAGAAGACUUUGAUGCAGAGGAAGAGGAAAUGCUUAAGGAGGAAAAUGAGGAGGAGGAAGAAGUGUUUGAUCAGGUUGGGGAUUGCCUAGGCACUUUGAUUAAGACCUUCAAGGCUUCUUUCAAUCCAUUCUUUGAUGAGCUAUCUUUAUACAUAACUCCGAUGCUGGGCAAGGAUAAAACAGCUGAGGAGAGGAGGAUUGCCAUUUGCAUUUUUGAUGAUGUCGCAGAACAAUGCCAGGAAGCAGCUCUGAAGUAUUAUGACACCUAUCUUCCUUUCCUAUUAGAAGCAUGCAAUGAUGAGAAUGCAGAUGUUAGGCAGGCUGCUGUUUAUGGAGUUGGUGUUUGUGCUGAAUUUGGUUCUUCUGUGUUUCGGCCUCUUGUCGGAGAGGCCUUGUCGAGGUUGGAUAAUGUGAUUAGACAUCCUGAUGCAUUGCACCCAGACAAUGUGAUGGCAUAUGACAAUGCAGUUUCUGCUCUUGGCAAAAUAUGUCAGUUCCAUCGUGAUGGUAUUGAUGCAGCUAAGGUUUUUCCUGCUUGGUUAAGCUGCUUACCGAUUAAAAAUGAUUUAAUUGAGGCCAAAAUUGUUCAUGAACAGCUUUGCUCAAUGCUUGAAAGAUCGGAUAGGGAGCUCUUAGGACCAAACAACCAGAAUAUUCCUAAAAUAGUUUCUGUAUUUGCCGAGGUUUUGUGUGCAGGAAAUGAUCUGGCCACAGAACAAACUGUUAGCCGGAUGAUCAGUCUCUUGAGGCAGAUUCAACAGACAUUGCCACCGUCUGUCCUCGCCUCAACCUGGUCUACGUUGCAGCCUCAGCAGCAACUCGCGCUGCAGUCUAUACUAUCUUCGUAACCCUUCCGGUGUCGCCAUGGGGAAACUGUUCUUUCUUAUGGUUUGUGUGCCUUCCUACUUUACAUCAUUAUUGCUUUUGCUUUUCAUUCUUUAUGUCUAUUCAUCAAGUUGAAUCAAGUGUGAGGGCAUUGUUCGAUCGAGUUUUAUUUAAGUUUCAAGAGAAUUUUGCAAUUUUGGUGGGGUGAUGUAUAAAAUCAACAGCUGGAAUACAUGUUUGUCAUCUGAGGUGUACAUUGUGAAGGGUGAAGAAAGAUUCUCUUCUGUUGAAUCUUACCGGUUAUAGUGGAAGGAUUGGUCAAAACGGUCUGCUGCAGUUAUAAUGAUUGUAAUGUUCAUGGAGUAAUUGAUUUCUGGUCAAGUGUCA